Cephus cinctus (wheat stem sawfly) is the source of this 1296-nucleotide messenger RNA. Its product is annotated as zinc finger protein 346. The record is from RefSeq and is a predicted model, not a curated record. The transcript has 7 exons. Gene Ontology annotation, molecular function: nucleic acid binding; zinc ion binding. NCBI's taxonomy places the organism in Eukaryota, Metazoa, Arthropoda, Insecta, Hymenoptera, Cephidae. The coding region runs from base 501 to 1097 and encodes 198 amino acids.
GUAACUUAGUCGGUGUUUGAAAGAAUCAACGUCUCCUGACAGCACAAAGAAAUUAUUGUAUACUUAAGAAUAAUUAGCCAGAGGCUUUACUGUUUAGUACUAGGCUCUGUUCAUAUUGAGAGUUGUUUUGGUUUUGCGGCAAUUUUGUAAGUAUAGAAAAAAAUAUUGUAUUAACUUGUCCAGUAGGAAUAUUAUCCCAAUAACAAUGUCAUAAGGUACGUUAUAUGUCAUCUUAUUAAUGGGCACUAAAUACGGCCCGGUUUUCCUGUGUAUCUCUUCAGCGUAAUACGGCUUUCAGAUACGAGUUCAAACGGACUAGCACGAAAAGGAGUGCUCAAUAAUUUAUUGUACAUUUAUUUCUGUGUAAUCAACAAUUCGUAAGAGAUCUGACAAGGAAAUGGCUGAUCCAGCGGGAAGCGUUAUAAGUCCAACCAUAAAUGACCCGGUAACAAAAGCAGUCGUUGAUAAUAUAAUGGGAAAUUUACCCACAAAGAAGCCACAUGUACGCUGUGAGGAUUGUGAUAUUUCAUUCACAAGUCAAACUGUCUUGGAUGCACAUUUACAAGGUGCUCGUCAUGCAAAACAGAUCAAAAACUAUUAUGGCAACACUCGAGGAAACAAAAGUUGCCUUUACAAAAGAUGAGGAGACGAAUGGGCUUAAGUGUAAUGUUUGUAAUGUUUGCUUGAACUCGAUACAGCAAUUACAAACACAUUUAAAUGGAAAUCGUCACAAGAAAAAAGCCAUGAAAGGUGGCUGGAUCGGCAAGGAUGUUGUUCAACUUGGCACCACGACAACGACUACGACGGCAAGAACACCGUCAUCUACAGGGAAUUUAGACUUGGCCACAUCCACGACGGGAUUCGCGUACUCUUGCGAUAUUUGUAACAAGUUUUUCAACUCCCAGGCGCAAUACGACGUGCACGUAGCUUCGAGAAAGCACAUCGACAAAGCUAAUGGUACGGCUGCCGCUAAGAAUCAAAGGAAGAAAAGAUUCUUUCCUUACUGGAAGAGGACUAAAAUGGAUAGCAGCAAAAUGUCUCACAUACAGUCACUAGCUAGUAAUUUCGUUACUGGUGGUUAUGUGAAUUAUAUGUAGAGAUAGGGUGAUGUUUUUUGCUCUUUUUCUUUAUUCUUAUGAUUCAUCCUUCCUGGGCCAUUUAUCACAGACAUUGAAAAUGCAGAAUAUAAAUUGCUGAGAGAUGGAUACAAUUCUUACGUACUGUGCAAUACAUGUAAUUUUUCAUUGAAAAAAUAUGCACUGUGUAUAUGUAAUAAAAUGUCUGAUAAGAAGAUAA